AUGCUGCAAGGCCCAGGUCCAGCCUGGCACCCCUCCCACCCAGCUCAUCUUGCAGAUCUGUGGCCUGUUCCUCUCUCUAAACCCACAGGACAUUAUGGACCCCCGGGGGCCAGGCCCCCAGCCUUUCCAGCGGCCUGAGAAAUCUGGUCGUGUCCGUCGUCGGAAGACAAGGCGGGAGCGUAACGAGGCCCUGAUGGGCAGCCGCCGGCCAUUGACCCAUCAGGAUCCUCCUGUGACCAGUCAGGAUCCACCUGUGGCCCCUACUGUUCCCAAGGUCGUGGUCAUAACGCAGGGCCGGCUGAGCCGGGAGCACCGGGGUCUCUUUAAUCAUGAGGUGAAAUCUCUGGAUGUGGCACGGCUGCUUAGCAGUGGGUCCCUGGAGCCCGGCACCCCUUCACUCCCCACCAAACGCUUCUCAAGCCCAAGCUGGGCCCAAGAACCAGCUCCCCAGUCAAGGGGCAAGGAGAACCAGGUGCCUAGAGGCUCAGGCCCAGGCCCACCCAGUCCCCCAGAGCUCCCUGGCUUGGGGCAGCUGCUGGAGGAGCUGCAGUGCCAGUUGAUUCUGCCACAGGCCUUCCCCAGGAGGAACCUAGUGCAGGAGGCCAGGGAUGCCAUCGUGGGCACUUUACAGGCCUGCCAUGGCUGCGUGCCUGACCUUACCCUGGUGCUCCGUGACUGCCAGCCACCCUUACCAGGGACCAAGCCUGGGGGCCCUGAAAGACGAAGGAUGACACCCUCCUGGAUCAACAGCCCAGAGCAGGCCCCAGGGGAGAGGAGGCAGAGGAGGCAACAGAGGACAAAGGAGCUCACUUUCUCCAUGCCUCACACCUCCAGCACUCCCCUGGUGCACAGGGUGAGCCUGGUGCCACCAAAAGGUCCCUGGCCACCGCCUUUGCCCUUGUUGCCUUCGCCAUCUGGGGCAGCCUGGGGCCCCCCAACAGCCUUUGACCUACUGAAAAGCAUCUGGCUGGUUGCCACACCUCCCCCUCCCCGGCCCUGGGGGGUCGGCCCACAGCAACCCCUGCCUCAGCCACCAUCACCCUUGUUGCCCCGAACCUCUGCCCUGGAUUGGAGCCCCAGCCCUCCUGCCCCACUGCCCAGCCUCUCCUGGGUGGUGGCCCAGAGCAGCCCAGAGGCCUGGUCCUUUCCACCUAUGAGACUGUACUGA
Puma concolor (puma) is the source of this 1168-nucleotide messenger RNA. RefSeq names its product proline rich 19 (gene PRR19). NCBI's taxonomy places the organism in Eukaryota, Metazoa, Chordata, Mammalia, Carnivora, Felidae. The record is from RefSeq and is a predicted model, not a curated record.